AUGUUUGCGGCCGCCCGCACCAUGAGGUUGAGCUCCCAAGAUGGCGGGAGACGGGAGAGCCCAAAGAUCCCACACACACCCCCUAGCCCGGAGGACGCAGCGGCCCGUGCACCAUCGGAAGCUACUGCUGCUCAGAUCCUGGAGACGCUAGCGGAGGUGAGGACCUACCUUGCCACAGAAAUUGUUAGAAACACGAAUGAGGUUAAACUGGAGAUCCUGGUGGUGGGAGCAAGGACGGCGGCACUAGAACUGAGGCUGGAGUCUACGGCAGUGAGUCAUAACGCGGCUGUAGCCCAGAUUAACCGCUUAACUUCCAGGCUGGCGCUGAUGGAAUCCACCCUGGAUGAUUUAGGUAACAGAUCGCGCCGGAACAACGUCCGGCUGCGAGGCCUCCCGGAACAGGAAGGAGAAGGACCCCAGGCAGCGGUGGCCACCGCUAUAUUUAAGCCACUACUGCCUGAAGUGCCGGAGCAUCUGUGGCAUAUUGAGAGGGCUCAUAGAGCACUUCGGGCGAAAUGGGGAGACAACCAACACCCCAGAGAAGUAAUCGUCGAGUGGAGACAAGUUAGAGCGGAGCCGCUGCUGGCGAGGGAUCAACGGCGUGUGUUGGGAGGGUAUUUUUUACCGGGUAUGGCCCCUCGACGGGAGAUCCCUUGA
Messenger RNA from Pelobates cultripes (western spadefoot toad), 657 nucleotides. NCBI's taxonomy places the organism in Eukaryota, Metazoa, Chordata, Amphibia, Anura, Pelobatidae. The record is from the annotation of a GenBank genome assembly.